Messenger RNA from Alnus glutinosa, 1236 nucleotides. Its product is annotated as nudix hydrolase 2-like. The record is from RefSeq and is a predicted model, not a curated record. The coding region runs from base 218 to 859 and encodes 213 amino acids. The transcript is spliced from 9 exons. Gene Ontology annotation, molecular function: ADP-ribose diphosphatase activity; NAD binding; NADH pyrophosphatase activity. Lineage: Eukaryota; Viridiplantae; Streptophyta; Magnoliopsida; Fagales; Betulaceae.
UUCAAUUCAAAUGUGUCCAGUCCCAGAGGAAGACCGACGACCCAUUCAACUCAAAGUCCCAAACAAAUUAAGAGUACUGGCUGGGCGCGCGCACCGAAGCUGUCCUCCGGUUUCUGAGUUCCGACCGAAAAACUAAGGUGGCAGAUUCCCUUUCUUUUUGAUAAGAAACGUGUCGGUUCCAACAAGUUCCAUAUCAGCAAGCAGGAAGCCUGUAAUUAUGGAGGAAAAUAGAGUUCAACUGCUAAGCUCAGUUGAUGAUUUAUAUGGAGGAGUUCGUGUAAACGUGAAGGAUCCUAUGGAUUCUAACGCCUUUUCUACUUCGCUUCAAGCUUCAAUAUCACAAUGGAAGCAACAGGGGAAGACGGGCGUCUGGAUCAAAUUGCCCAUCGAACAAGCAAAUCUUGUUGAAGCUGCAGUUAAGGAAGGAUUUCGGUAUCACCAUGCUGAAGCAGAUUACUUAAUGCUUGUAUAUUGGAUUCCUGAAACUAUUGAUACUUUUCCUGCAAAUGCUUCACGUCGAGUGGGUAUUGGUGCUUUUGUCAUGAACAGUCAGAGACAGGUGCUUGUAGUUAUGGAGAAUAGUGGCAUAUUCAAAGGAACAGGUGUUUGGAAGUUCCCUACUGGGGUUGUUAAUGAAGGUGAGGAUAUUUGUACAGCUGCAGUUAGGGAAGUCAAAGAAGAGACAGGAAUUGAUACAGAAUUCGUUGAAGUUUUAGCAUUUAGGGAAAGCCACAAGUCAUUCUUUAGCAAAUCAGAUUUGUUCUUUGUUUGCAUGUUGCAACCACGCUCCUUUGACAUCCAGAAGCAGAAUCAGGAGGUUGAAGCAGCCCAGAUGUUGGGCAAGUCACACUGGAAAUAGGCAUAAAAUGUUUCAAACUUUUGUCAAUCGAUCCUACAUUCCUACUAGCUGCUACCUUUGGAUUAACUCUUCCAAAAUCAUACUAGCUGGGUGAAAGACCAUGAGCUAAAGUAAUCAGUUUGCAGUUCGUAUUUGAUGAAAGAAAUGAAUUUAAGGAACAGUCAGUUAUGUCUAAAGAAAUUGUCACAGCAUCCGUAUUAAAGCAUUUCAGUAACAUGUUUUUCUUCCAGCAUGUGCUGAAAUCAGGGUCUGGUUGAUAAGUCCAAUUGGGAACUUUUUAACCAGGACUUGUGAAUUGAUGCUUAGAACUUAUAUUGAAGUAAUGGAAAAGUAGGGAAGUUUGACUCAAAUAGGGCCUCCUAAAUUACUGAAAUAUA